Salvia hispanica is the source of this 609-nucleotide messenger RNA. NCBI's taxonomy places the organism in Eukaryota, Viridiplantae, Streptophyta, Magnoliopsida, Lamiales, Lamiaceae. The record is from RefSeq and is a predicted model, not a curated record.
AUGAUUGAUACUUGGGAUAUUUACUAUGCCAUACUUAGUUCGAGGAAGCGUGACUCUGAAUUGUUUAAGGAAUGGAAAAGUAAGCUUGAUGUUGAUCGUUUGAUCAAUGACUUGAGAUUGAUUCUCAGCAAGAAUCGUCCGCCCACAUACCAUCUACAAGGAGAGGACAAGGAGUUUCGUGAUCAGUGGCAUACCGCGGAAUGUCAUCUCAAGGGCUUCGUUUUAGCCGGUGUUGGCAAUGCCCUUGAGAGGUUUGACAAACCCAAAAGGCCGUUGGUCAACAAGCCCACGUGGUUUGAAGAAAAGUCCUCUAAGGCAAGAGCUGGUAUCGCUGUGAAGCAUUUAAGGCAUGAUGUAUUUGAAGAGGGCCAAGACGUGGGGGUAUAUGCCCUAGUCAUGCUUGGCUACUUCAAUGAACUUCACUUGUCGGGGGGGAAAGUUGACCCAGAAACCCAACAGAUAAUGAUCCUUGAUGGGCUUCCAGAUAGCUUUAAUGAAGUCAGAAAUGAAAUUUUGUUUAGCGACAAAAAGUUUUCGUUUUUGGAGCUUUAUAACAAGCUUGUGACUGCUCAAACAAAGAUGAAAAGAAGGGGUGGACUUUUGAGAUGA